AUGUUGUCUGCCGGGGAACGGCCUCAGCCGCCCAUCAGUGCUGCGGUUGUCGAUCCCACUCGCACACCCGUCAGCAAGGUCACCUUGGAUGCUUCCACGUCUUCGAUGUGGCCCGAGACGACCAAGGCGGAGAACCUUCAACACAUCUGGGUUGUCACGGGCCCGGCCGGCUGUGGGAAAAGUACCGUUGGAAGAGGUCUACAGAAGCAGCUGGGCGUUCCUUUCCUCGAGGGUGAUGAUUUCCACCCUCACGCCAACAAGGAAAAGAUGAGCAGCGGCACUCCCCUCACCGACGAAGACCGCUGGGACUGGCUCAUCUCCCUGCGCAAGGCUGCCAUCGAGGCCCUCUCUCCUUGCGAAGCCAACGGCUACCACCCCCCGCCUGGUGUCGUUGUCGCCUGUUCCGCCCUCAAGCAAAAGUACCGCGAUGUCAUGCGCGUUGCCGCCUACGGCUCCCCAUCCGUCCAGAUCCACUUCAUCUACCUGCGCCUGGACGAGAGUAUCCUGCUGCAGCGUGUCCAGCAGCGCAGCUCCCACUACAUGAAGAGUUCAAUGGUCCAGUCGCAGCUCCAGACCCUCGAAGAACCACAGGGUGAAUGGGAUGCGCUGACCGUCAACGUCCAAGGCAGCCAGGAACAAGUUCAGAGCAAGGUCAUGGACCUGGUAGAAGCAAAGCUGGCUGAAUAUGAGUAG
Molecule: messenger RNA, 693 nt
Organism: Aspergillus wentii DTO 134E9
Lineage: Eukaryota; Fungi; Ascomycota; Eurotiomycetes; Eurotiales; Aspergillaceae
Product: gluconokinase
Exons: 2
Coding region: 1-693 (230 amino acids)
Cellular component (GO): cytoplasm
Molecular function (GO): gluconokinase activity
Source: RefSeq, a predicted model, not a curated record